Messenger RNA from Oenanthe melanoleuca, 5541 nucleotides. RefSeq names its product unc-5 netrin receptor B (gene UNC5B). The transcript has 17 exons. Gene Ontology annotation, biological process: anterior/posterior axon guidance; netrin-activated signaling pathway. NCBI's taxonomy places the organism in Eukaryota, Metazoa, Chordata, Aves, Passeriformes, Muscicapidae. Gene Ontology annotation, molecular function: netrin receptor activity; protein binding. The record is from RefSeq and is a predicted model, not a curated record. Gene Ontology annotation, cellular component: membrane. The coding region runs from base 81 to 2927 and encodes 948 amino acids.
CCCGGCGCCGGGCAGCCCGGCAGUGUGGCGAGGCGGGCGGGCAGCGCUGCGCUCCCGGUCCCGCUGCCGAUCCCGCCGCCAUGCCGCCGCCCUCCUUCCUCCUCCUCCUCCUCCUCCUCCUCCCCGCGCCGCUGCUCCGCCGGGCGCUGGCCGCCGCAGGGCUGGAGUACAGCGACGUGCUGCCCGACUCCUUCCCGUCGGCGCCGGCCGAGACGCUGCCGCACUUCCUGCUGGAGCCGCAGGACGCCUACAUCGUCAAGAACAAGCCCGUGGAGCUGCUGUGCCGCGCCAACCCCGCCACGCAGAUCUACUUCAAGUGCAACGGCGAGUGGGUCAACCAGAACGACCACGUCACCAAGGAGAGCCUGGACGAGGUCACCGGGCUGCUGGUGCGGGAGGUGCAGAUCGAGGUGUCCCGGCAGCAGGUGGAGGAGCUCUUUGGCCUGGAGGAUUACUGGUGCCAGUGCGUGGCCUGGAGCUCGGCGGGCACCACCAAGAGCCGCCGCGCCUACGUCCGCAUCGCCUACCUGCGGAAGAACUUUGAUCAGGAGCCGCUGGGCAAGGAGGUCCCACUGGAGCACGAGGUGCUGCUGCAGUGCCGCCCGCCCGAGGGGGUCCCACAGGCUGAGGUGGAGUGGCUGAGGAACGAGGACAUCAUCGACCCCGCCCAGGACACCAACUUCCUGAUCACCAUCGACCACAACCUCAUCAUCAAGCAGGCCCGGCUGCUGGACACUGCCAACUACACCUGCAUGGCCAAGAACAUCGUGGCCAAGCGCCGCAGCACCACGGCCGCCGUCAUCGUCUACGUGAAUGGUGGCUGGUCCACCUGGUCCGAGUGGUCUCCGUGCAAUAACCGCUGCGGGCGGGGCUGGCAGAAGCGCACGCGGACCUGCACCAACCCCGCGCCGCUCAACGGCGGCUCCUUCUGCGACGGGCAGCCCUUCCAGAAAAUCACCUGCACCACCCUCUGCCCCGUGGACGGCGCGUGGACCGAGUGGAGCAAGUGGUCGGCGUGCAGCACCGAGUGCACCCACUGGCGCCGCCGCGAGUGCGCCGCGCCCGCGCCCCGCAACGGCGGCAAGGACUGCAGCGGCGUGCUGCUGGACUCCAAGAACUGCACUGACGGCCUCUGCCUGCACAAUAAGAGAAUUCUAAACGAGCCCAAAAGCCACCUGCUGGAGGCCACGGGUGACGUGGCCCUGUACGCCGGGCUGGUGGUGGCCAUCUUCGUCUUCGUGGUGAUCCUCAUGGCCGUGGGGGUGGUGGUGUGGCGCAGGAGGCGCCGGGAUUUCGACACCGACAUCACCGACUCCUCGGCCGCUCUGACCGGCGGGUUCCACCCCGUCAACUUCAAGACAUCCCGGCACGACACCCCUCAGCUGCUGCACCCGUCGAUGCAGCCGGACCUGACGGCCAGCGCCGGCGUGUACCGCGGCCCCAUGUACGCCCUGCAGGACUCCUCUGACAAGAUCCCCAUGACCAACUCCCCGCUGCUGGACCCCCUGCCCAGCCUCAAGAUCAAGGUCUACAACUCCUCCACCGCCUCCUCCUCCUCGCCAGGGCUGCACGACGGCACCGACCUGCUUGGGGGGGUCCCUGCCGCCGGCACCUUCCCGGGGGACAGCAGCAGGGACGGGCACUUUGCCAGCGUGAGGAGCAAAGGUCUGGGCUCCCAGCACCUCCUCAGCCUGCCCCGGGAGCAUGGCUACAGUGCCAGCGGCACUUUUGGCUACCUGGGGGGAAGGCUCACCGUGCCAGGCACAGGGGUCAGCCUGCUGGUGCCCCACGGGGCCAUCCCCCAGGGCAAGUUCUACGAGAUGUACCUGGUGCUCAACAAGGCUGACACCGCUCUGCUGCCCUCGGAGGGCACGCAGACCGUGCUGAGCCCAGCAGUGAGCUGCGGGCCCACGGGGCUGCUGCUGUGCCGCCCCGUCGUCCUGACCAUUCCCCACUGCGCCGACGUCGCCUCCUCGGACUGGAUCUACCAGCUGAAAACACAGUCCCACCAGGGAAACUGGGAGGAAGUGGUGACCCUGGAUGAGGAGACGCUCAACACUCCCUGCUACUGCCAGCUGGAAGCCAAGUCCUGCCACGUCCUGCUGGACCAGCUUGGCACCUAUGUCUUCGUGGGGGAGUCCUACUCCAGGUCAGCCAUCAAGAGGCUCCAGCUGGCCAUCUUUGCCCCCAGUGUCUGCACCUCCCUGGAGUACAGCCUCAAGGUCUACUGCUUGGAGGACACGCCGGACGCUCUGAAGGAGGUGCUGGAGCUGGAGAGGACACUGGGGGGGUACCUGCUGGAGGAGCCCAAGCCCCUGCCCUUCAAGGACAGCUACCACAACCUGCGCCUCUCCAUCCACGACAUCCCCCACGCGCUCUGGAGGAGCAAACUGCUGGCCAAGUACCAGGAAAUCCCCUUCUACCACAUCUGGAGUGGCAGCCAGCGGGCUCUGCACUGCACCUUCACGCUGGAGAGGUACAGCCAGGCCUCCACCGAGCUCACCUGCAAGAUCUGUGUCCGGCAGGUGGAAGGGGAAGGGCAGAUCUUCCAGCUCCACGUCACGCUGGGAGAGCACGGCAGCUCCUCCGACACCCUCCGCUCCCACCACAGCAGUGCCACCACCACCAGCACCACCCAGGUGGGACCCUACGCCUUCAAAAUCCCCCUCUCCAUCCGCCAGAAGAUCUGCAACAGCCUGGAUGCUCCCAACUCCAGGGGCAACGACUGGAGACUCCUGGCCCAGAAGCUUUCCAUGGACCGGUACCUGAACUACUUUGCCACCAAAGCCAGCCCCACUGGGGUGCUCCUGGACUUGUGGGAAGCCGAGCACCAGGACGACGGCGACCUCAACAGCCUGGCCAGUGCCUUAGAGGAGAUGGGCAAGAGCGAGAUGCUGGUGGCCAUGGCCACUGAGGGGGACUGCUGAUGGUGCCCCCCACGCCUGGGGGGCCAGGAGCACGAAGCAGGGGGUGAGGAAAAGUCCUCCCUCCGUGGCAGGGGGAGGCACAUCCGUCCUGAGUGGGGAGAGGCUGGUGCUUCUCCUGCAUCACUGUCAGCCUUAGAGACCCGUCCUCAGCGUUUACAAGCAAUCCAAGUGUUACACAGCAUCCUCCUCCUCGUGGCACAGGGAGGAGUUAGGGCUUUCUCAAGUUGGGAUGGGGGCUUUCCUUUUUCCUUCUUCUCUUUGGGUUCCCUCCCUCCUCCUUUAAUAGAGAUGAAUGCAAUCCAGGCUUAAUUCCUGUCAAAGGCUUCAGGCGAAUAGGAAAGAAAAAAAAGGAAAAAAACAAAAAAAAAAAAACCAGUUUCUUAGGAAACGCAAAUAAUUUAUUAUCCAGAUCUUUGGAUGUGUCCUUUUUAAAAAAGAAAAAAAAAAAAAAAAGAAAAAAAAGACAGAUUUAUAAAUCUCUUUUUUUUCAGGUGUGUGAGAGCAAGAGCGUCGCUGUGGUCAGGGGUGGCAGAGAGAUUUCAAUGGACACACUCCUGCAGGGAAAAGUGUGUGAUCCAAGUUGAGCAAAACAUGUUUACACAUCCUGGGAUGCCCAGGGAGUCUGGAGGGUGAAGUGCCUCUCCACCCCUCUGGUUCAGGGCCAGCUCAGACCUUUCCCAAGGCUUUUGUCCUUGCCAACUCCCUUUUCCCAGCAGGAAUGACGGGUCCCACUCCACCUGCAGGGAGGGAUGAGGGAUGCUGCCCUUGAUUUAGGGUUCAGGAUGGGGAGAGUGCAUCCAGAGAUGGGUGUUUUUAAUGAAUUCUCCCCUGGCAUGGUUUGGGGGAGCUUUUUAGGAUGACUACGCCUUCAUUUGCAUAACUUCAGUACAAAACCAAAGAUUUCAGUCCUGCGCCAACCUCCGGGCUCGAGGCUAAAGGGGAGGGGGCAGAUGAUGUAAACCCAGCAGGAUUUUGCAGUCAGCACCCCAGACCUGGGCUUGGGGGUCAGAGGGAGGUGUUGAGCAGGUGUGGAGAGCAGAGGCUGGCAGAGUGGCCACUUGAAACCACCUCCAUUUCAGGUCCUGCCUGGAUCUUGAUGCAGUAUUUCAGCACGGAUUCAGGGAGGGAUACUCUGGUAUUCCCAAGCUGCAAACCAGGCUGAGCAUCUUCAUCACAUUGUGAGCACUUGCUCAGGUGUCCUAUCCCUCACUGCAGCUCCUGUUUUUUCCCUGGAAUAGGCUUUUUAUAAUGAUGGAGAAGCUGUGGGGUGAAUGGAAAGUAACCAAGAGGUUCCUCACAGUGUAUUGAUGAAGGUAAAAAAAUUUAGGUUGCCUGCAGGUAGAAAUAGUUCCUCACCCAGUGCUGUAUCUUAGAAAUUUGUUUAAAAAAAAAUAAAAUAAAAUGGGGAGGGGGUGGUAAGCUCAGGAUUAGACUAGGCCAGGCUGUGGAUUCUCCAUCAGUGGAAGUGUUAGGGGCAUGUCCUGCUCUGGCUGCAGGGUGUUGUAGAAUCCCACAAGGUGCUGGAGCAGACUCAGGGAGCCUGGAGAGCAUGGGGCAGCUCAGGAGGAGCUUUCAGUAUUGCUGGGAUGGGGUAGGAUUCCUCUGGGCAGCUCCUUGAGCUGCUGGGGUUCACUUCUUGCUGGGUUUUCGAGGCUGUGGGAGAGGAGGGAUCUUUUCCCCUUGUGCUGAGCUGCUGGCUGAGCUCCUGUGUCACAUCCAUCCUUUGGGAUUUGGCCAUUUCUGAGACCCUCUGAGCUAAGGAAGAAUUGGCAAAUUUGGAGAGCAAUAAAGGCUUGAUGGGGCAAUGCAGAUGGAUCAAUCCUUGCCAGGGUGUUCCUCUGAGGGAUGAGAUGCCCUUUGAGGUCACACCUCGGGAUCUCUCUCAUCCCGUUCUCUGGUUUGUGGAUCCCUGCACCAGGAUGUGCAUCUGUCUGUCCAUCCAUCCUUCCAUCCUGCCUCUCUCCAUCCCUCUGUGCUCAUCCUCCCCUUUUUUUGGGCAGGCAGCUGGCUUGGCUGAAGUUUGGGGAGAUUCUCCCUGUUUUUCUGACCGGGGAACCUGCAGCAGGAGCAGGGCAGGGGGAUGCAGGGUUUGCCUCCCUCCCCAUCCAGGGGUUUCUCCAGCCAGGAAUUUUGGCAAAGGCAGCCCCAUGGUCCAUGUUGUGCUGGCAGUGUCCAUCUCUUGCUCCAAAAUGUGUUUCCAUAUUUAUAUGUCCAGGGGAUGGGCCUGGUGGCAUCCUCUAAACCCACAUCUGUUUAUUCUGUAAACUAAAGAACUGUAAAUAAAGUUUAGCAUUCCUAUUGUAACAAAUUAAUUUUUAUGCAAUAAAUUAUAUUUCCUAGUCUAAUAAUAAAAAAAAACAAAAAAAAAAUUAAAAAAAAAAGGAAACAAUCUGCUCUCUCCUCUCCUGUUCAUCACUCACUGGUUCCUGCUGUGUUUGGAUUUGCAGAUUGAUUGAUGGUAUUGAUGGUUUGUUUUGGGCUCACAUUAUUCACAUUACUGCUGCUCUCCUGCCUCAGUCCCAGCAAGGGAAAGAAGGCAGGAGGGUGUUCAGGGAGGUUCCAGGAGCUCACUGUCCCUGCCUGGGUCACUCAGCUCACCAGGAGAUGGCAACAU